GGUGGAAAAAUUCAAGCGACCAUUCCGAGAUGGAGCAUCUCGAAAUAUGAAGAUAUUAUAAAAGAGGGGUCAUUUUACAUAAUGACAAAUUUCGAGAUACAAGAGAACAAAGGUGAUUACAGAACCACCGCACAUCAAUAUAUGUUAAAAUUUCACGAGUGUACAGCAGUUAAAGACUCCGAAUCUCGAGAUAUCCCUCGCUAUAUGUUCAAUUUCGUAGAAUUUAGCGAAUUGAGGGGCAACCCUGACUACACGAACUCCUUAUUUGAUGUCAUUGCCGAGGUCAUCAAAAUUGAUGAAGUCGUUAAGUAUGAACGAGAUGGUCAUGAAACGACUAGACUUAACAUAUAUCUCGGUAACUUGAGUGGAGAAACUAUGGAAUGUACACUGUGGAACCACUUUGCUAUUCAAAUGGUUCACUUCUGGAAGGCCAAACAAGAUGAGCCGGUUGUCAUUAUUCUCCAAUAUGCUAUGGUUAAAAGAUGGGGAGCACAUGUGAAUUUACAAAAUUCACUUUUUGCAAGUAAACUCAUAAUAAAUGAAGAUAUGGAUGAGAUAGUUGAAUUCAUGAAGAGUUUGAAGGAAAUGUCCAAACCUAAUUCAGUAUCAUGUUCUUCAAGAGAUUAUUGCACUAAUGGAUCGGCUUCUGUUAAUGAGGACUUCCCUACAAAUUUAGAGUUCAAAACCAUCAGUGAUUUGCAAGCUAUAAAUGAAGAGUGUUCAUGUGUUGUUUAUUGCAACAUAUGCAACAUUCAAACCAGUCAGAAUUGGUACUACAUGGCUUGCAACAAAUGUUACCGUAAGGUUACCGAACAAGGAGGCAAAUGUUGGUGUAACCAUUGUGAUUGUCGUCCUAAUGCUGUUCUCACUCGUUUCAAAGUCCACGUCCGCGUUGAAGAUAAAACCGGUUCUACGUCAUUUGUUCUCUUUGAUCCACAAGUUUCUCCAAUAUUGGGAAAGAGUGCCGCAGAUCUUAAAAAUGCACUGGAAGCAGUUGGUGAUGGCGAUUCAUUUCCAAAUGAGUUGGAAAUAUUGACGAUGAAAAGUUAUCUUUUCAAAAUUGACAUAAAAAGGUACAAUCUAAACCAAUCAAAAAGGGUUUAUACAGUCGCCAGACUCACCGAUGAUGCAACUAUUAUAUCUAAGUGGUGUGAUUUGAUUUGUGAGGAAGCGAAUACUAAUACUGCCAAAACUCCCAUGGAUGUAUUUGAGAAUCAAGAAAAUGUCAUUGACCUCGAAUUGAGUACUGUGUCAUUUGUUGCUGACAAUGCAAAAAUAGGUGAAACUACUCCCUCUUCUAAGAAGCGUCUCUCUGGAGAUAUCAACCACGAGGAUGGUGGUGAUGGUGUGCCGCAUUCCCAA
Messenger RNA from Striga asiatica, 1362 nucleotides. Lineage: Eukaryota; Viridiplantae; Streptophyta; Magnoliopsida; Lamiales; Orobanchaceae. The record is from the annotation of a GenBank genome assembly.